Messenger RNA from Laetiporus sulphureus 93-53, 639 nucleotides. RefSeq lists its product as uncharacterized. The transcript has a single exon. NCBI's taxonomy places the organism in Eukaryota, Fungi, Basidiomycota, Agaricomycetes, Polyporales, Laetiporaceae. Bases 1 to 639 code for a protein of 212 amino acids. The record is from RefSeq and is a predicted model, not a curated record.
AUGCUGACAUUUUCACAGAAUUUCCUUCCGCUCCUCAAGGACCACAUCCUUGGUCGCUUGCGUGGGCGUCCAUAUGAUGGCGAUGAAAGAGGUUUUUCUCACCAGGAUCACCACACGAUGAUCUUCGAGAAAAACCGAAUGUAUUUCCAUAAGGUAUUGCGAGUCAACUACACUACAUAUGAUAUGCGCCGCAUGCAAGAUUCCAUCAAUCCACGCACCCACCCAAAUAUUAUGGUUGCUGCACACGAAGAAGACGACGACGAUAAUCCUGAGGCAAGCAAGCAUCCAUACUGGUAUGCUCGCAUCAUCGGUAUCUUCCAUGUCAACGUAAGGCAUACUGGACCAUUCCGAACAUCAGAUGAAGUACAACGAAUGGAGGUUCUCUGGGUUCGCUGGUACGGACGAGACGUUGAUGCUCUAGGAGGCUUCGAGACACGGCGUCUGCAUCGCAUUGGAUUCGCUGACGGCAGCGAUCCUAACGCAUUCAGGUUUCUCAAUCCUGCAGUCAUCAUACGAGCUGCACACAUCAUCCCAGCAUUCGCUUAUGGAAGGACAGCAGACUUGCUACCAGCGUCGCCCUGUGCAAGACUGCCGGAGGAAGAAGAUAUGGACUAUGAAUUUUAUUACGUGAAUAUGUGA